UUGAUGGAUGGGUUAAGUGAGAGAAACAAUUUGUUAAAUGGAUAAAUGAUGUGCCGACCGGUUUGUUCUGUAUGUGUGGCGAAAUUUUAUAUUAAUGAGCUCAAUGGAUAAAUCAAUAGAAGAUAUAAGAAAACAGCAUUCAGAACAGGAAUUUCUCGAAAGAACCAUUUUGUCUCUAAAUCAAGAUUCACAUGAGAUCAGUCCAAGUGAUCUUAUUGUUAUUUUGUUGUACACGUUGAUGUUGGAAAGUGAAUUCUCUCCAUGUGAAACAGACUGUGGAGGGAUCCAUGAAUCUGAAACACUAAAUAGUGGAACUGCGAGUAAUCUCCCUAAUGCUUGGAAAGAUGAUCAGACUAAUGUAUACAAAAUAACAUUUAUACUAAAUCAGAUUGCAGAACAUAGAUGCAGGCUUGUUGGUUUCUUAAUUGGUGAUAUUUUGGAGCUUAAUCUGAUUGUAUCGAAUAUUGUCCCAAAAAUAGUAUUUGGUUUGAGUUUCCGUUGUUCUGAUGUUAUAAAGAAGACUCAGCCAUCGACUCCUGUGUUAGCCAGAUAUACAAAUAUAAGACAGUUAAAAGAGAAAUUAAAGAAAGAGCUGCUGUACCCUGUGAGGUGUAUUAUUUUGAAUGAAGUACAUGUAUUAAAUGGUUCCCUCCUGGGUAUUCCAGAUGACCUAAAACAUAAAAUAUACUCACAACUCAAAUUAAAUGAUAUUUAUAGUUUAUUGAUGUCAUGUCACUACAUGAACAACUUAAUUGUGUCUGACCGACGGCUGUGGAAGAAAUUGUUUUGCAGAUAUUAUCCAACUGCUUACAAUGAGCUAAUUGUAGACAACCGAGAAAACAUUGACUGGAAAAAGGAAUUGCAGAAGAGGAGGCAACAAAGGAUUGCAUCAAGGGGACCUUUUGGCUUUUCAGAUUUCAGGGAGGUGCUUCUACAAUCAUGGCUACCAAGUGCCUUCCCUAUUAACUAACUACUAACUACUUGGCACUGUGCAGUUGGUGUGCUCAGCUGCAUAUAUAAAUCACAUAGCAUGGCUGCCAACUCCAGCAUUCCCUCUGUUGAGCUCUGUCAGGUCUUCAGGUAAUGGUGGAACAAAGACACAGUCUUUGAUAAAGCCCCAUUAAAAGAAGUCGUACCAAGAGACCUCUAGAGCCAUCUCAACAAUGCUUCAUCGUCAGCAACAAUGUGACCUAA
Schistocerca nitens (vagrant locust) is the source of this 1194-nucleotide messenger RNA. Its product is annotated as F-box only protein 7-like. NCBI's taxonomy places the organism in Eukaryota, Metazoa, Arthropoda, Insecta, Orthoptera, Acrididae. The record is from RefSeq and is a predicted model, not a curated record. Bases 95 to 970 code for a protein of 291 amino acids. Gene Ontology annotation, molecular function: protein kinase binding. The transcript is spliced from 4 exons. Gene Ontology annotation, biological process: autophagy of mitochondrion; positive regulation of autophagy of mitochondrion.